AUGAUUCAAGUGACAGGAAGACGGGCAGAAAAGGCUCUUCUGCUCCUGCUUUGCCUGGGGAAACGAAGCAGCACGGCUUUCCAGGUUAGAGGACCCGUCACAACCGCACGGCGGGCGACAGCAGCCGUACAUGUUUGCCGCCCGAGGGCGCUCUCUUCAGUAGCCGGGGCCGUCGCAGAGCCAGGAACUACGGUGGCGUGUUCCCGCAAGCUCUCAAAAGCUGUAGUGGUCGCUCGUGGCAAGGCCCGAUUAUUUUGGGACGGGAACCCUCUCGUGUAUGGAGGGGCCGUUUCUCGCGUGGAAGGGGACCCCGCCGCAGGCGACGUCGUUGACGUCAUCGAUUCCAGCGGGAAGUUCAUCGCUUGGGGAGUAUACAAUCCCGAUUCGAUGUACCGUGUGAGGAUUCUGGCGAGGGAGGGCGAAGCGGUGUGUCACGAUCGAGACGUGGGCGCCGUGGUAAAGGAGAGGCUUUUGACCGCUCGCGACGCCCGACGAGCGAUCGGCUUGCCGAACGCUAAGACCGACACCUACAGGCUGGUCAACGGGGAGGGCGAUCGCCUGAGCGGUUUGGUAGUCGACGUGUUCGCCGGCGUGGUAGGGGUUUCCUCGUCGGCGGUGUGGGUGGAGGCGUUUCGACCGGAGAUCGAGGGCGCCCUUGGAGAAGUCUUUGGCGCCGACGCGACCGAGAUCAUCUGGCGGCGGAGCGACGGACGCCUGCAGCAGGACGGGUGGAAGGGAAACAACCAAAGCUCGCCGGGGGCAGCGGUGGCAGAAACGACGGGUGCCGACGGCAAGGCGGCACGAGCCGCGGGCAGCUCAGAGGGGGUGGGGGUAGCGGGGGAGAAGAGGCUCAGGAGUGAUGCGCCGUCCACUGUGGUGCGCGAGCACGGGCUGGAGUUUGAGGUUCGCCCCCAGUUCGGGCAGAAGACAGGUGAAAAGAACACAGCAAACGUGGGCACGGUGCUUGCUCAAGGGUUGAUUGAGGGAUUCACAGUCCGGCAUUCAGGUUAUGUGCUACAUUGUAACUGACCCUCGUACCCAAUGCCGUUGGAAAUUUAAAUUUCUCUCGUUGCGGGUGUGUUCGCUGCUCGCACCCCGCCUAGUGAAGUCUAGCCGUCCUCUCGGUAAAACCGCAUGCCGAUCACUGGCUCUUCUGUGGUUAUGGAUGCAGUUGCUGUUGUUGUUGUUUUUGGUCUUGUUUUGUUGCUUUUGUUGCUUUUGUUGCUUUGUCGACAUUCGGAGCAGGAUUCUACUGCGAUCAGAGGGAGAGCAGACAGGCCGUUCGGGAACUCGGCGAAGGCAAGAACGUGCUCGACAUGUUCUGCUACAGCGGAGGGUUUGCGCUGAACGCCGCCGC
Molecule: messenger RNA, 1357 nt
Organism: Ectocarpus siliculosus
Lineage: Eukaryota; Phaeophyceae; Ectocarpales; Ectocarpaceae
Source: the annotation of a GenBank genome assembly